GGAAUGUUACCGACUAACAAUCGGAACAACUGAGCACUCGGGUAAUUGAACACUAGGAUCAAGGAAUCCCGUCUUUUUUUUGGAACCUUUUCUCAGUUAUUUCCCUUGUGUGUGGUUCGCGUCCGUUUACCGCGUGUCUACCGGAUAACUUCGCUCCGUUGCGUGCGGUUCUUUUUUACCGUGGAGCGUCUUUUUUUUUUUUUUUUGAUAUUAACGCGAAUCAGGCUAUAUGUGGGGAGGUUGGAAUAAAAUAAGAGGAGAAAUGCAGGGAUUUGUCAGGUUACACUUGCACUGCUGAACCCCCCCCCCCCCCUCUCUCCUCUCUCCCUCUCUCUCUCUCUCUCUUUGCGUUGCGCUACGACGCGUCUCCCCGGUUUUUUGCGUCUCUCCACACGGGACCAUGGAGUGAGAAAAGCGGGGGGAAUCGGACACGUUCACCCGAGGCGUUUUUGGAUCUGAGCACCGACUCCCCCAGUCAGUGGUCAGUGUGUGUUACCGAGUUUAACAUCUCCAACCGAACCGGGGGGUGUACCUUUUUGCGUCUGGGGGAGAGAGAGAAAGAGAGAGUUCCCAGACGGCUGUCGGACAGUUUUCCAUGUGAAUAGACCCACGCAGUGAGUCUGAAUGAAGCUGAGGAGACGCGUAUGAUUGUGUCCGAGUGGUGGUUUUUUUUGGGUGCACCGAUUCCCCCUACCACCACUACCCAUCCCAUCCACCCAUCCACCCCCCCAGCUGUAUAAGGCUGUGCGUCAUGCAGAAACUCUACAGAAGAAGGAGUAAAAAGAGACAAGACUUUUAAAAAAAGAAACAAAAUCGCCCACAUGCACUGGAUCAAUUGCUGGAUUUGGGAACCGAUUACGCAGAAGGGGAGUUGUGGAUCCUUGGAGGAGGUAGCCGGAGGAUGGAGCGGUGUAGCCGGGGUUAGUGAGAGCCUAACUUGGGGCUACUUUUCCAUAUUUGUUCUUCCUAAACAACUCGCACCCUGUUCCCAGGACACAUGCAGGCCAAAAAACGCUACCUGAUCCUGCUCUCCGCCGGUGCGUGUCUAGUGCUUCUCUUCUACCUCGGAGGGGUUCAACUUCCAGCCAGCAGGAGCCGGCAUGACCGCAGCCGGAAUGGGUACCGACCCGAACAACCCUGGCCCCACUUCUCAGACCCUUUACAACCGAUCCGGUCCUGGGAUCAGACGGACACUGAGGAGUAUAACCUGCACAUAUCUCCGAGGCAGAAGAGGGACGUCAACACCAGUGUUUACAAAGGCAAACGGUGCCGAAUGGAGUCGUGCUUUGAUUUCAGUCUGUGUCAAAAGAACGGAUUCAAAGUUUAUGUUUACCCCCAACAAAAAGGAGAGAAAAUAUCCGAGAGUUAUCAGAAUAUUUUAGCCACCAUCGAAGGGUCUAGGUUUUACACCUCAGACCCCGGACAGGCUUGUCUGUUUGUCCUGAGUCUGGACACUUUAGACCGGGAUCAGCUGUCCCCUCAAUACGUCCAUAACCUGAAGACCAAGGUCCAGAACCUGCCCCUGUGGAACGACGGCAGGAACCACCUCAUAUUUAACUUGUACUCGGGGACAUGGCCGGACUAUACGGAAGAUCUGGGGUUUGAUAUAGGUCAGGCUAUGUUGGCCAAAGCCAGCAUCAGUACCGAGAACUUCAGGCCCAAUUUCGACGUGUCCAUCCCCCUUUUCUCCAAGGACCACCCGAGGACCGGCGGAGAGAGGGGGUAUCUUAAGUACAACUCCAUCCCGCCUUUUAGAAAAUACAUGCUGGUGUUCAAAGGGAAGCGUUACCUGACAGGUAUCGGUUCGGACACCAGGAAUGCCUUAUAUCACGUCCAUAACGCCGAGGAUGUGGUGCUGCUCACCACCUGUAAGCACGGCAAGGACUGGCAGAAACACAAGGACGCACGCUGUGACAAGGACAACGCAGAGUAUGACAAGUACGACUACAAGGAGAUGCUCCACAACUCCACCUUCUGUCUGGUGCCCCGCGGCAGACGACUGGGCUCCUUUCGCUUCCUGGAGGCGCUGCAGGCUGCGUGUGUGCCGGUGAUGCUGAGUAACGGCUGGGAGCUGCCUUUCUCCGAAAUCAUCGACUGGAACACGGCGGCAGUCAUCGGCGACGAGAGGCUCCUGCUGCAGAUUCCAACCACAGUCCGCUCCAUCCACCAGGAUAAGAUCCUGUCCCUCAGACAGCAGACUCAGUUCCUGUGGGAGGCCUACUUCUCCUCUGUGGAAAAGAUAGUGCUGACCACACUGGAGAUCAUCCAGGACCGUGUGCUGGAACACGGCUCCAGGAGCAGCAUGAUGUGGAACAGUCAUCCUGGGGGACUCUUUGCCCUGCCGCAAUACUCUGGAUACCUGGGAGACUUCCCCUUUUACUAUGCUACGCUGGGAAUUAAACCGUACCCCAAGUUCACAGCGGUCAUCCAUGCUGUGUCCCCCCUGGUGUCCCAGUCCCAGCCCAUACUCAAGCUCCUGGUUGCUGUGGCCAAAUCCCAGUACUGUUCACAGAUCAUCGUCCUGUGGAACUGUGACAAGCCUCUUCCUGCUAAACACCGCUGGCCCGCCACCUCGGUGCCUGUCAUCGUCAUCGAGGGAGAAAAUAAGGUGAUGAGCAGCCGUUUCCUGCCCUAUGAGACCAUAGUGACGGAUGCUGUCCUCAGCCUGGAUGAAGACACAGUGCUGUCCACCACAGAGGUGGACUUCGCCUUCACCGUAUGGCAGAGUUUUCCUGAGCGGAUCGUUGGUUACCCGGCCCGAAGCCACUUCUGGGACAGCAACAAGGAGCGCUGGGGCUACACAUCCAAAUGGACCAACGAUUAUUCAAUGGUGCUGACUGGGGCCGCCAUUUACCACAGGUAUUACCACUACCUGUACACCAACUACUUGCCCACGAGUCUGAAGAGCAUGGUGGACCAGCUGGCCAACUGCGAGGACAUCCUGAUGAACUUCCUGGUCUCUGCUGUCACCAAGCUGCCGCCCAUCAAAGUCACACAAAAGAAACAAUACAAGGAGACAAUGAUGGGACAGUCUUCAAGGGCUUCUCGCUGGGCCGAUCCGGACCACUUCGCCCAGCGGCAAACCUGCAUGAACAAGUUCGCCAGCUGGUUUGGCGCCAUGCCGCUGGUCCACUCCCAGAUGAGACUGGACCCCGUCCUGUUCAAGGAUCAGGUCUCCAUCCUACGCAAGAAAUACAGGGACAUCGAGAGGCUCUGACAGGACCGGCGCCCCCUGGGGGGAGAACCCACGCAGGGGGAGGCGCGAGAAAGAGACUCGGUGGAGAGUAGAAGGAGUAGUAGGACGACAGCAGGAUGGACGGGCAGCGACACGGCUCUGUCUUCCACUCAGCACAUCGCCAAUGACCACAGCGCCGCUGCUCCAAGGACAUGAUGCAGGAAGGAAUGCAUAGGAAGAGAGCAGAUGGCGUUUGGAUAUGAAAAAGACAAACAAAAGAACGCAAACACAGACAGACAAAGAGAAACUGACGGACAUGCCAAACAGUACUGUAUGUUCACAAACGUGCAAACGGCAGCACACACUACUGACGACGAGAACUCGUGCAUAGAAUAUUUUUUUGUAAACAACAGCGACAAUGACUUUCCUGCUCUCUCGGCACAUGUGCAGGAUGGUAGAAGAGGGAAGGUGUCUGCGAACCUGGAAACCCCACCCAUCACAAAAUCCUACCAGUACCC
Sphaeramia orbicularis (orbiculate cardinalfish) is the source of this 3693-nucleotide messenger RNA. It is a transcript of the gene ext1b, whose product is annotated as exostosin glycosyltransferase 1b. The transcript is spliced from 11 exons. The record is from RefSeq and is a predicted model, not a curated record. Gene Ontology annotation, molecular function: glycosyltransferase activity. NCBI's taxonomy places the organism in Eukaryota, Metazoa, Chordata, Actinopteri, Kurtiformes, Apogonidae. Gene Ontology annotation, cellular component: membrane. The coding region runs from base 998 to 3217 and encodes 739 amino acids.